UUUGGUGCUUCGAACGCAGCUCUUAAUGGACACAGAAAAAAAACAAUGGAGCGUCCCACUCUGGUCUCAUCCCAAGCAAAGAAGCACGAAAAACCGGAUGCAGAGGAUGAUACUGCGGUCUACAUGAACUUUAUGAAAAGUCACUGCUGCUAUGACGCCAUUCCAACCAGUAGCAAACUGGUCAUAUUCGACACCUCGCUACAAGUUAAGAAGGCCUUUUUUGCCCUUGUGGCAAAUGGCCUGAGGGCCGCACCCUUAUGGGACAGCAAGUUGCAGAGAUUUGUGGGGAUGCUUACCAUUACAGAUUUCAUCAACAUCCUCCAUCGUUAUUAUAAGUCCCCUAUGGUCCAAAUCUACGAGCUGGAGAGCCACAAGAUUGAGACAUGGAGAGAUAUCUACCUGGAGUACGCGGAUCGUUUCCUCAUUAGCAUCUCUCCCGGGGCCAGCCUCUUUGAUGCCAUCCAUUCCCUGUUGAAGUAUAAGAUCCACCGGUUGCCUGUCAUCGACCCGCAGUCUGGAAACGUCCUGCACAUACUUACCCACAAGAGAAUCCUCAAGUUUCUUCAUAUAUUUGGAGGAAAAGUUCCCAAACCCCGGUUCACUCAGAGACAAAUCCAGGAGCUGGGAAUCGGAACGUUCAGGAACAUCGCCACUGUCCAGCAGACGGCGACCGUCUAUGAUGCCCUGUCCGUUUUCGUGGAGAGGAGGGUCUCUGCACUACCUGUGGUGGACGAGGGAGGCAAAGUGGUGGCUCUCUACUCAAGAUUCGAUGUAAUUAAUCUUGCGGCCCAGAAGAUGUACAACAAUCUGAAUAUGACUAUGCAUGAAGCCAUUCAGAGACGCAGUUGUUUUGUGGAGGGGGUGAUAACAUGCUAUCCGGAAGAGACUCUGGAGACAGUCAUAGACCGCAUAGUCCAGGCUAAGGUUCAUCGGCUGGUCCUGGUGGACAGGGCUGACGUGGUGAAGGGCAUCAUCUCUCUGUCUGACCUUCUCCAGGCCAUGGUCUUAACCCCCGCAGGCAUAGAUGCCCUUUUGUCUUAG
Messenger RNA from Lampris incognitus (smalleye Pacific opah), 1041 nucleotides. It is a transcript of the gene prkag3a, whose product is annotated as protein kinase, AMP-activated, gamma 3a non-catalytic subunit. The coding region runs from base 46 to 1041 and encodes 331 amino acids. The record is from RefSeq and is a predicted model, not a curated record. The transcript has 12 exons. NCBI's taxonomy places the organism in Eukaryota, Metazoa, Chordata, Actinopteri, Lampriformes, Lampridae.